GGCGCGACGCGCGUCUCCAGUGCCGCGGCCGCGCCGGUCAGGUUCGCACGGCGGGGACCAAGCAGCAGCACGCCGGUCCACGACCAGCCCGGGAGGAUGAACCUCCGUCUCGUGCUCGCGGCGUGCGUACUCGCCGCCGGCACGCGCGCCCAGUCGGGACCCUUCGACGUCACGACGAUCAUCAGGCUCAAGCGGGCAUGGAGCGAUGAUGGGCCGACGGACUGGGGGUCCAAGAUCCGCGAGAUGUGGCCAUGGAAGAGUAAAGGCACGCAGCAGGAGUUCACCACGAAGGGCGACGUGGAGGUGCACGCGAGGACCAACGCCCUGGGCUUCCCGCUGCGCAUCGGCGGCCAGGUCGUAGCGGCCGAGGUUGAGGAUCAGGUCCCCGAGUGCGCGGCGUACAACCCGUGCGACGGCUGGGACACCGACGCCUGGCUGCUGGAGGCGUCCUCGGUCACCGCGCCGCCUAUACAGCCGCAGCGCCUAGAUGGCGACGCGGUCGGCAUCGGCGAGACGGUAAAGGUGCGGCUGACGACACGGAAGAACGAGGCGGGCGGCCUGACGUUCGGGCUGUGCAGCGACGAGGCGUGCGCCACCAUGCUCAUGAAGGGCAUCAACGACAAGUACGAGAUGGCGUACGACGUGGGCAUCCUGAGGACCAACACGCUGUUCUACAACCGGCGCGCCGAGUGGCAGGCGAGCGGGGGGCCCCCCAACGCCUCUUUCGCCGAGGGCACGGUGCAUGACUUCGUGGGCACGCGCGUCAGCCCGUACUCGCUGCAGGUCUGGCACGCCAAGAACAAGACGGCGGCCAUCCAGGUGCCGCUGGAGCCCGACCGACUGCGGCUGCGCAUGUUCUCUGGACUGGGGCCGACGGCCUACCUCAAACCCGAGGACAACAGCCGGAUCGACGGGGACGUGAUCGCCGUCGGGGAGCGCGUCCGCGUCCACCUCACCAACUACGACCGCGUCGAGAUCAGCUUCGCCAUCUGCUCGCCCUCGGCGUGCAGCGUGGUGCGCGUGCGCGGCGUGUCCAAGGACAAGCGCCUCGACUACCAGACGUGGAUCACCGGCGACGGCGAGAUCUCGCAGCGUGGCAGUCCCACCCUGGACUCGCGCUGCAUCAGCUGCGGCUCCCGCGCCGGCGUCGCGAAGGGCGGCACCAACCUGUUCGUCGUGCAGCGCCGCUCCGACAGCGAGAUGGCCGUGUGGCUGGAGGACAACCCCCGGGACGUGGUGACCGUGCCGCUCCUGGACGCCGCGCAGGACCGCCUGCGCCUCGAGACCUUCUUCAGCGUCGCCACCUUCAUCAGGGACGCCGUGUGGUCCAGCCGCGGCCCUGGCUCGGCCCUCGUCAGCCCGCCGGUGGGCGGCGUCUCGGACGUCGUGUGCGUCUCGCUGGUGUACCUGGCCACGGACAAGCUGGCCGGCAUCCGCCUGGCCGCCAGGGCCGCCAACGGCACCGACUUCCCGCUCGCCCGGGUCCGGCCCGACCAGGCCAACGCGUGGCGCUUCAACCGCACCGUCGUCGACCUGCCCCGCGCCCUGCGCCGCUCCGACUGGCGGCUCGUCGUGGAGGCCGACCUGCCCGUCGAGGGAGCUCGCGUCCUCGUGCAGCGAGUGGGCGGCUGCAACCACCUGGACGACGAGGACGUGAUGCUUGUCGGCGAGACCUCGCUCCCCGCCUACGUCCCGGGCUACAACGUCUCCUGGGGAGCCGCCCGACAGCGACGGGCCCCCCCCGCAAAAUGGUGCGCGAACGGCGGCGUGAAGGACGACUUCGGGACGUGCGUGUGUCCCCCCGGCUUCAGGGGCCCCGUGUGUGCCGAGGGCUGCGGCCCCAACCGCUACGGCAUGGACUGCGGCGGCCGCUGCUCGGAGCUCGGCGAGGGGUGUCGCGGGAUGCUGUUCUGCGCGCCGGGCCUUCCCUGCGCCUGCGCGCCGGGCUUCAAGGGCGAGACGUGCGACCAAGAGUGCGACGUCGGCGAGUACGGGUCCAACUGCGCCCAGACCUGCCAGUACUGCAAGGACGGCGCCUGCGACCGCUUCACUGGCCAGUGCAGCCAGGACCGCAAGCUGCUCUUCGGCAACGAGUGUGGGCGUCCGCCGAGCACGGAGGCGCUGACGGUCAACGGCAUGGUGGCCACGGUGGACAGCUUCCCGUGGCACGGCGCCGUGUACAUGCGACAUGCCUCCGCCAAGCAGUACAAGUUCGUGUGCGGCGCCGCGCUCGUCACCCCCAGCGUCCUCAUCUCAGCCGCCCACUGCUUUUACGACAACAACCUCAACAAGCUGCUGCCCGCCGAGCGCUACGCCGUCGCCCUGGGCAAGAUCCGCAGCGGCUGGGACGCCAAGGAGACCGGGCGCGUGCACAAGAGCAAGGUGUCGGCCGUCUACAUCCCGGACGCGUACCGCGGCACCGUCAGCAACUACGUCGGCGACAUCGCCGUCGUGGAGCUGCAGGACCCGGUGCCGCCGGGGCCCAACGUGGCCACCGUGUGCGUGGACCCGGGGCUGACGCUGGUCCAGGACGAGCAGCUGCGCGUGGCCGGCUGGGGCGACGACUCGCCCAGCGCGCUCGACCUCCUCGAGUACGUCAACAUGCCCUACCUGCCCACCAAGACGUGCUACCGCCGCGCCUCGGACCAGCUCAUCAAGUACGUCACGGCCGACAAGUUCUGCUCCAUCAUCGAGAGCGAGGCGGACCAACACCUGGCCAGGGGGGACAGCGGGGGCGGCGCCGUGGUCGAGAGGGACGGGAUCUGGUACCUGCAGGGGGUGGUGUCCCUGCGGCAGGGCACCAACGACUACACCUUUACCAACGUCACCUUCUCCGACCACCUGCAGUGGAUGAGGGACGUGCUCAAACUGGACGGCGCCGAGCCAAAGUGAUCUUUUUUUAUUUGGUUCGGAAGCUGUGCGCGACACAGGCGUGGCAACUACUCCUCCACCGCGGCGUAGUCCUGCUCCAGGGCGGCCAGGUCGUCGCGGGCGUCCUGGAACUCGCCCUCCUCCAUCCCCUCCCCGACGUACCUGCGGAGGGGGGCAUCUCCAUAAAGCCUACAUGUUGUUGUUUGUUAUUUUUUUGUAAAUAAAAGUAAACUGGCA
Molecule: messenger RNA, 3108 nt
Organism: Frankliniella occidentalis (western flower thrips)
Lineage: Eukaryota; Metazoa; Arthropoda; Insecta; Thysanoptera; Thripidae
Exons: 17
Coding region: 97-2892 (931 amino acids)
Biological process (GO): proteolysis
Molecular function (GO): serine-type endopeptidase activity
Source: RefSeq, a predicted model, not a curated record